AUGACCGUGUCCCUGCCACCUAGAACUGCUGAUAUCAAGCCAGAGGAUCUCCCAGAGGUCAAAAGAUUUCCUUUUGGUACUCCUGUAAGAGAGUUGGUCAAGGCCUUGACCGUUGCUGGUGGUGUGAUUGUAGAAGGCAUGCAUUCGCCUGAACUGAUGAAAGAGCUGGAGGCUGAAAUCCGCCCACUGAUCUCGAAUGAUUCUGACUGGGACGGUGGGUUUUUCCCCACAGAAACCAGGAGAUGCAGUGUUCUCGUUGGAAAAUCCAGAAUUGCAGCGCAAGUAACUUUGGGAGACGAUUUGCUCUGGGAGCUGAGUGACGCGUUUCUUGCAGAGGUCAAUUGGUACUGGUACGGUGAUAUGAAACAAUGGGGUAAGAGCUCGCCUCAAUUGAACACCUGCAUUGCUUUCUCCGUCAACCCUUGUAAGGAAGACCAGCCUUUGCACAGAGAUGACCAUUGCCAUCACAAUAACCUCAAAGAAAUUGAUACUUACCCGGAGGACUUGCAAGAAAGAGAAACCCUGCUUGGUUACUUCUUUGCGGUCAAGAAGACUACCAAGGAAAACGGUGCUACCAGAUUUAUUCCUGGCUCCCAUCUGUGGGGAAAGGAUAGAGAGCCAUCUGACCAUCUCGCUUAUUAUGCAGAGAUGAAUCCUGGUGAUGGUUUUUUCAUGCUUGGUUCUUGCUACCACGGAGGAAGUAAGAACACAACCAAAGACGAGGAGCGUUUGGUUGUUGGUGUAUUUACCACGAAGGGAUAUUAUCGUCAAGAGGAGAACCAAUAUCUGGGUGUUCCCAUGGAAAUGGCGAAAUCAUUUCCUACUAAAUGGCAGAAAAGAUUGGGCUAUGCCAUUUCUGAGCCAUGGUGCGGUCACGUCGAUUCCGCUGAUCCCAUUUUGUUUCUAGACCCUUCUUUGGAUGAUGGAAACAAAGAUCUUUUUUCGAAAGAGGCCUUAACUCCUUACAGACUUUGA
This is a messenger RNA of Kuraishia capsulata CBS 1993, 975 nucleotides long. RefSeq lists its product as uncharacterized. NCBI's taxonomy places the organism in Eukaryota, Fungi, Ascomycota, Pichiomycetes, Pichiales, Pichiaceae. The record is from RefSeq and is a predicted model, not a curated record. The transcript has a single exon. Bases 1 to 975 code for a protein of 324 amino acids.